Messenger RNA from Oryza brachyantha (malo sina), 2214 nucleotides. Its product is annotated as probable inactive receptor kinase RLK902. Gene Ontology annotation, molecular function: ATP binding; protein binding; protein kinase activity. Bases 60 to 2006 code for a protein of 648 amino acids. Gene Ontology annotation, biological process: protein phosphorylation. The record is from RefSeq and is a predicted model, not a curated record. The transcript is spliced from 2 exons. Lineage: Eukaryota; Viridiplantae; Streptophyta; Magnoliopsida; Poales; Poaceae.
UCCGUCGUCACUUUGCGGCUGGCGGCGGCGUUGGGGGGACUGGGGGAGACGACGAUACGAUGUUACCGCGGGGGGCGCUCGGGUUGCGGGUUCUUGGCGUGGCCAUCGCAGUGUGGUGCGCCGCGAUCGGUGGCGGCGCGGGGCAGGACCUCGCGGCGGACACGGCGGCGCUGCUCGCGUUCCGGGACGCGGUCGGCGCGCGGCUGCCGUGGGCGCCGUCCUCCUCCUCCUCCUCGUCGCCGUGUGGGUGGCGCGGCGUCCGGUGCGACGGUGCCCGUGUCGUCGCGCUGCAGCUGCCCGGAGCGAAGCUCGCCGGGAGGGUGCCGAUUGGGACCGUGGGCAACCUGACGGGGCUGCGGACGCUGUCGCUCCGCUCCAACGCGCUCUCCGGCGAGAUCCCGGCGGAUAUCGGCAACUGCGGUGAGCUCAGGGCGCUCUACCUGCAGGGCAACCAGCUGUCCGGCGAGAUACCGGAGGGCUUCUUCUCGCUUCAGUUGCUACAGCGGCUCGACCUCGCCCAAAACCGCAUCUCCGGCGGGGUCUCGCCGGAGUUCAACAAGCUUAGGCGGCUCGCCACUCUGUACUUGCAGAACAACAGCCUCAAUGGCACCCUCCCCGCCGACCUUGACCUCCCGAGGCUUCAGCUCUUCAACGUCUCCUACAACGACCAGCUCACCGGCUCUGUGCCGGCGUUGCUCGCCGAUGAGCCGGCGAGCGCCUUCAUUGGGACAGGACUCUGCGGUGAUCCUCUAAGCCCGUGCACAAACCCUGCGCCACCAUCACCGUCGCUGCCUCCCUCUCCGCCGAUUCCGCCGCCUCCAGCUGCUCCUCAAGAUAGCAAGAGCAGCAAGCUCUCCGGUGGUGCAAUUGCCGGCGUCGCUGUCGGCGCCGCAGCGGCGUUGUUGGUGGCGCUCGCGGUGAUCAUCCUCCUCUGUUUGAAGCGUCGAACGAGAAAGGAAGGGGGGCCCGCGUACACCGACGAGGACGCGUCCCCGGUGUCUGUCACGGUGGCGAGGACGGACAAGGCCGAGAUGAAGCGGUCGCGCUCGUCGCAAGCAGCGGCGAACAGCGCCAAGAAGCUGGUGUUCGUCGGUGGCGAGCCGGACGUGCCCUACGACCUGGAGACGCUGCUGCACGCGUCGGCCGAGGUGGUCGGGAAGGGCUGGCUCGGUACGACGUACCGCGCCACCCUUGAGGGCGGCGCCGCCGUGGUGGCCGUGAAGCGGCUUAGGGAUGCGCCCAUCCCGGAGAGCGAGUUCCGCGACAAGGUGGCCACGCUCGCCGCCCUCCGCCACGAGAACCUCGCGCCGCUCCGCGCCUACUUCUACAGCAGGGGCGAGAAGCUCCUCGUCUCGGACUUCGUCGGCGCCGGAGCGCUCUCCUCCCUCCUCCACGGCGGCAGCGGCGCCGUGCGACGCGCGCGGCUCGGCUUCACGUCGCGGGCGCGCAUCGCGCUGGCGGCGGCGCGCGGCGUCGCGUUCAUCCACGGGGCCGGCUCCUCCGCCCACGGCAACAUCAAGUCAUCAAACGUCGUCGUCAACCACGCGCACGACGGCGCCUACCUGACCGACCACGGCCUCGUCCAGCUGCUCGGCGCCGCCAUGCCGCUGAAGCGGGUGACCGGGUACAGCGCCCCGGAGCUGACGGACUCGCGCAGGGCGUCGCGGGAGGCGGACGUGUACAGCUUCGGCGUGCUGCUGCUCGAGCUGCUCACCGGGAGGAUACCGGCGAACGCGGUGCCGGGGUUGGACGGCGUCGACCUACCGCAGUGGGUGCGCUCGGUGGUGCAGGAGGAGUGGACGGCCGAGGUGUUCGACGCCAGCGUCGCCGACGAGGCGCACGCCGAAGAGGAAAUGAUGCGGCUGCUAAAGCUCGCCAUCGAAUGCACCGAGCAGCGGCCGGAGCGGCGACCCGUCAUGGCCGAGGUGGCGGCGCGGAUCGAGCACAUCGUCGACGGCGCCGUCCGGAACGCCGACGUGGACGAUUCCGAGAGCGUUUCAUCCUGACCACUCAACCUGAUCUCGCUCUCAGUAGCUUCAGCGACAAUAUUUUUAAUUUUUCAGUUCAUUGGUGAAAAACUGUACAAUUUUUUUUCCAAAUUUUUCAACAUGUUCAUACUUCACACUGUGAUUUGUACAGCAUUUAUUUGUUUCUUUGUCUUCUGCAUAUUAGUGUUUGGUGAAUUUCAUGUACAUCUUUGUUCAUCAUAGUUAU